AUGGAGGAUUCAGAAACGAAAGUACCGUUAGCAUGUCGAAUUGCGAGUUUGGUGCAUGCGCAUUUUGAUGGCUUGCCUGCUCGGAGUAAGCCUAAUGUUCGGUCUGAUGGGACGAGGGAAUGGAUUCCUAUGUCGGGGAUUGUGAUUGUGAAGGGGGAAGAUACACCAGAUGAAAAAUUGACUUGUGUGGCUGUUACAUCCGGCGCAAAAUGUCUCUCAGCAUCUCAAGUCCCCAAAAGCAAAGGAUUAGUGCUCCAUGACUGGCACGCUGAGAUCCUCGCGCUUCGCGCAUUCAAUCACUGGCUGUUAUCCGAGUGUCGGAGUUUUAUUGCUCAGGAACGAAGCCAGAGGUCCUCAUUUGAGAAUGAUACAUCAAAGGAGAAGGAAGAGAAAGAGGAAGAGGAAGAGGAAGAAAAAGAGGAAGAGGAAGAGAAAGAGAAAGAGAAAGAGAAAGAGAAAGAGAAAGAGAAAGAGAAAGAGAAAGAGAAAGAGAAAGAGAAAGAGAAAGAGAAAGAGAAAGCGCCGUUUUCUCCAUAUAUCCGACGAAGGCAAGGCCCCGAGGACUCAACGGCAACACUGCCGCCGUUUGAACUCGAACCGGACGUGAAAAUCUACAUGUACUGCACCUGUGCGCCCUGCGGAGACGCAAGCAUGGAACUCUGCAUGGCAGCCCAGGAAGAUCCGACGCCGUGGGAAGUUCCCACGACGACACCAGAUGGUGAGGAUGGGGAGCUUCUAGACGGCCGGGCGCAUUUCUCGCGACUGGGGAUCGUGCGGCGGAAGCCGUCUCGCGCAGAUGCCGAAGCUACGCGGAGUAAGUCGUGUUCGGAUAAGUUGGCCCUGAGGCAGGUUUCGUCGCUGUUGUCGUUUGAGAGUAGUUUGCUUGUGGCCACUACGGGGAAUGCCUAUCUCGAGGGGGUUAUUAUGCCUGAGGGGGAGAUUAGUCGGGUUGGAUGUGAGAGGUGCUUUGGGGAGGAUGGACGAAUGAGUGAGCUCAAGGGGAAGGUUUGGACCCCCGCGGGUGAGAAGGCAGUCGAAGAGCGAGGAUACGGAUGGCGGUUUCGACCGUUUAGGAUCCUGUCGGUGCCUACUGGGCUCGUUGAGGAGCUUUGGGCGUUUGGAAAGUCGGAUCCGAUGGGGGCAUCUGCUUCGAGGAAAAGUAAACCUGCGGUUAUUUCGGCUGUUUGGGCGGCGGCUUCGUCUGUGGCGGUUCCUAGUGUGGUGGAUAAUGGUGCUAAGUCGUUGCCUAAAUUACGUGGUUCUCGGACGGGUUUGUAUGAGACCAUUAUCAAUGGAGUGAAACAGGGGAAUCGGGCGUUGGAGCCUGUGGCACGGGGUGCUUCUGCGUUGUCAAGGGCGAGGCUAUGGGGCCUAUCUAAAGAGAUUGUGCAAUCUUGCGUGGAUGAUCAUGACCAGGAAUCUGGCGUCGAGAUCGGUGUGGAAGAAGGGCAGUUGCCCCUGGGAUUGGAUGUGACGAAGCGGAUUGCGGAGGCCCCGACAUAUCGGGAAUUCAAGAAAGAGCCUACGGCUCUGACUGAGUCACUCGAAGCACGGAGAAGUGCGAUACGAGAAGCCAGACGAGUGUUGAGUGGAUGGGUCCCUAAUCCAGGGGACGAGAAUUGGGGGUUGGAGGUGCUGAUUGAUCCCAAGAAGCGGAAGCGUUGAUCCAAUGCAUGGAAUUUAUAGCAAUGAACAUCAUGACCAUAGCUCUAGUUGAUGUAUAUAUUAAAAAAGUAAUAAUUAUGAAUACAUAGAACGAAA
This is a messenger RNA of Aspergillus caelatus, 1761 nucleotides long. Its product is annotated as tRNA-specific adenosine deaminase. Gene Ontology annotation, biological process: tRNA wobble adenosine to inosine editing. Bases 1 to 1665 code for a protein of 554 amino acids. Gene Ontology annotation, molecular function: tRNA-specific adenosine-37 deaminase activity; RNA binding. The record is from RefSeq and is a predicted model, not a curated record. Lineage: Eukaryota; Fungi; Ascomycota; Eurotiomycetes; Eurotiales; Aspergillaceae. The transcript has 3 exons.